UCAUUAUAAUUAGAAAAAAACAUUGUUGCACGUGUGGUGGAGGUAAUACGAGUGCCCGUGAAAUCGUUAAAACGAGAAUAUCACGUCGUAAAUGCUGAUUUUUUGGAUUUUUUUUUUGGGUGACCUUGAAGGUCGGGGUCGUCUCAAAAUUGCUUAAAAUGAAAUUUGGGGCAACGCGCAUACUUUUAAUGUCACACUGUCUAUUUUUGCAUCGGAUCAAGUACAUACUUUUUGUUACGACAAAUAUAACUUUCUCAUGAAAUUUUAGAGAAUUAAAAUGGGGACGAAUUACUCAUCUUCGCGGUAGUAUUGACUAAUUCAACUGAAAUUAUCACAAAAAACGGCGGGAUAUCCGUUCGUGGAGUCAUUGGUGUGAUAACCACGUGGGAAGGUGAAUGUGUGAUCGAUAAGUCUAUAGCAACUGACACCACUGGAGCAUCGUAGUGGUCAUUAUUUAUUUAAUAUAAUUUUAUUAUGGGGAAUACAGAGAGUAACGUAACAAGUGGUGUUAAAAAACAAACUGAUACUUCGUCGAUAUUGUUGUAUAAAUUAGUUGAUUUGAAAGGCGGUGGACUGCUCGUUGACAUGAUGAAGAGGGCAACGCAAACAAAACAGUACGCCGAGCUGGAUCACGCGAUAAGGACCAAGGUUGAGCCCUUUCUCUACAAUAAAGGAAAAGGAAAAUGGAUUCCAAUUUCCAAGCUCGUUUUGUUAAGAAAUAAAGAACGACCCCGGCAUAAAAUGCUUCCGGUGCUCAAAGCCAUGGAAAAUCCCUCUGAUUAUGAUGUCGAUGUCGAUAUGAAGGACGAAGUGAUCGACGAAACAAAAAUCGAUAAAAACAAAUACAGACUCGUCUGCUGGAAUUUGAGUGAUCGUGGGGCAGUUGGUGAAACGAUUUUGCAUCUGUGCAUGCUCAACGCCACUGCACUUCAUGCUGAUCUGGCUAAACGACUAUUACGCUUCUAUCCGAACCUUAUUAAUGAUGUUUAUCUGAGUGAUGAAUAUUACGGAGAGAGUGUACUGCAUAUUGCUAUUGUUAAUGAGGACCCAGCGAUGGUGAAAUAUCUGUUGGAUAGUGGAGCAGAUGUCCACGAACGUUGUUUUGGAAAUUUCAUGUGUCCGGAGGACCAAAAGGCCUCGAGGACAGACAGUCUCGAUCAUGAGUGGCCUUGUGUCACACCCGAAACUAAUUAUGACGGAUAUGUUUACUGGGGUGAAUAUCCGCUGAAUUUUGCCGCUUGUCUGGGCCAGGAGGAGUGCUAUCGUCUGGUGUUGGCCAGAGGUGCUGAUCCAGACAAACAAGAUACUAAUGGUAACACCGUACUCCACAUGCUGGUGAUUUAUUCCAAAGUGACCACUUUUGAUAUGGCUUAUGAGGUCGGCGCAUCCCUGGCGAUUCGGAACAAUCAACACUUGACGCCACUGACGCUUUCAGCUCGAUUAGCCAGAAUCGAAAUGUUCUUCCACAUUAUGAAUAUCGAGAGGGAAAUUUAUUGGCAAAUUGGCAGCAUAACUUGUGCUGCAUAUCCAUUGUCCCAGUUUGAUACAAUUGAUGUCAAUAAUGGAACCAUCAAUAACAAUUCAGCCCUGAAUUUAGUGGUUUUUGGGGAAACUGAGGAACAUUUGGAACUCAUGGACGGAGUUCUCGUCGAUUUAUUAAACGCAAAGUGGAAUACUUUCAUCAAAUCGAGAUUCUAUCAACAAUUUUUUCUCUUCUGUUUUUACUUCGUCUUAUCUCUGAUAAGUUUUGUUCUUCGUCCCGGUCCUUCCCCAAGUAAUUCAUCUAGGAAUUCCACGAAACCCACUUCAAGCUCUGAUAUGAGCUCAAGUGCCUUUCCACCAGCUACUUCUGCCAGCGCUGAUGGCACCCUUGGCGCCCUUGGCAAAAGCCAAGAAUUUGGUCAACUCUCCAGGGUUGUUCGACAAUUAGCAACUACUUUGGCAAAUAAUUUCAUGGCGAGUGUCAAUGUCACACCCGCCAAUGUCGAGAAUUUUAUCACGAAAAUUUCAGAUAAUUUUACAUUAACAUUGAAGGAUGCUUUUAACUCUGACCUCGUUGAUAAUUCUGGACUGAAUGUCUUCGAGGGAAAGAAGAAUGAGAGUGUUCAUGAACAGGUGACACCUUCUGCCUUCAUCAUGGACUCCGCACUUGAUGAGGAAUGGUGGGAGGAUUUAACAGAAGUCUGCAGGCUAAUGCAACUCGACUCAUCAACAGCAAAAAUAAGAUUAACAGCCGAGAUUUUUAUGGAAUUUGGUGCAAUGCUGUACAUACUAGCAGCACUCCGAGAGGCCCGAUUUCUGGGACUCAACAUGUUCAUCGAGAACCUCAUGACAGCUCCAUCGCGCGUGAUGUUCCUCUUCUCUUGUUGCAUUCUAAUGUCAUUUCCAUUCUUGCGUCUUGCUUGCGCUGACAAAGUGGAGGAUAUGCUGGCGGUUGUUGUUAUGCUCACGACAGCCCCGUACUUUCUAUUUUUCUGUCGAGGAUUCAAGACAGUGGGGCCUUUCGUCGUUAUGAUUUACAGAAUGAUCAUGGGAGAUCUGCUACGAUUUGUCACAAUUUAUCUCGUUUUUGUUAUGGGAUUUUCGCAAGCGUACUACAUAAUUUUUUUAUCCUUCGAUAAUCCCCAAACCCCCGAAGGGGUUGACGACACGACAAGCAAUCCCAUGCCAUCUCCAAUGGAGAGCAUAAUGGCAAUGUUCCUCAUGAGCAUGACGAAUUUCGGUGACUACUAUGGAGCAUUCGAGAGAACCGAGCACGAGAUGGAGGCCAAGUGCCUCUUCGUCGUAUACAUGGCCAUAGUGGCAAUCCUCCUGGUGAACAUGUUGAUAGCGAUGAUGGGGAAUACCUACCAAAAAAUAGCGGAGACUCGAAACGAGUGGCAGCGACAAUGGGCGAGGAUCGUUCUAGUUGUUGAGAGAGGUGUUGCCCCUGCGGAGAGGCUCAAGAAGCUCAUGGAUUAUUCACAACCCAUGUCUGAUGGACGGAGAGCACUUGUCCUACGAUUACAUCAAUCCGAGGAAGAUAAGGAGGACAUGAAGGAGAUUUUGGAGAUGAAGAGGACUCAUGAGAGACUUUACAAGAAAAGAAUGGCUCGGAUGAAGAAAGAGGGCGAUGAUGGUAUCGUCGAGAGUGUUAAAUAGAUUUUUCAUUCUUCUUCUUAAACUGAUUUAUCAACAUUAAAUUGUUAUUUGUGAAUAAAAAAUAUUUUUUUCCAAAUAUCCAGUGAAUUUGUCUUUGAAUUUAUCAUGCGGCACUAAUUAUCAUUGAGGUUCCUGCACAUUAAUUGUUAGAGUGAUUUAAGCUGUAAAGAUCUGCAAAAAUCAAGUUAAAUCUUGAACAGAGAAAUG
This is a messenger RNA of Diachasmimorpha longicaudata, 3348 nucleotides long. RefSeq names its product transient receptor potential cation channel subfamily V member 5 (gene nan). Gene Ontology annotation, cellular component: plasma membrane. The record is from RefSeq and is a predicted model, not a curated record. NCBI's taxonomy places the organism in Eukaryota, Metazoa, Arthropoda, Insecta, Hymenoptera, Braconidae. The transcript is spliced from 15 exons. Bases 475 to 3141 code for a protein of 888 amino acids. Gene Ontology annotation, biological process: calcium ion import across plasma membrane. Gene Ontology annotation, molecular function: calcium channel activity; protein binding.